Drosophila miranda is the source of this 2273-nucleotide messenger RNA. It is a transcript of the gene P58IPK, whose product is annotated as dnaJ homolog subfamily C member 3. The coding region runs from base 402 to 1892 and encodes 496 amino acids. Lineage: Eukaryota; Metazoa; Arthropoda; Insecta; Diptera; Drosophilidae. Gene Ontology annotation, biological process: protein folding in endoplasmic reticulum. The transcript is spliced from 3 exons. The record is from RefSeq and is a predicted model, not a curated record. Gene Ontology annotation, cellular component: endoplasmic reticulum. Gene Ontology annotation, molecular function: protein-folding chaperone binding; misfolded protein binding.
UACACGUCAGUGUUUAGGUUUUAAUAUAGGAGAAAAUAAUAGGCGGAAAGUUCAUCAGAAAAUCGGUGGCUAGUCAGAAAAUAAUGCGGCGACGAUGACCAAUGGAGGCAAAAAGCAAUUUGCAUAACGAUUAAAUAACAGAAUAUACACAGCGAGCAAAGAGCACGAAAAAGCGUCGUGCGGUUCCAAAAUUUGACCAAAAACGGACACAAAAUCUAUAAAGGCCGCACAACAACAACGCGGCAAUCGUCAGAAAGGGGAGGGCAGGUGCAACGGUAUAGAUUAGCCACAACAUCUGCCACGCUAGACACAUCUGACGUGCGUGUCGUUUCGGACAGCAACUUCAAAUCACGCCCACAUCAUCCGCACCCACCUGAGAGAGAGACAAGGUACACGUAGCUAUGGCCUUGCCUUUAAGCGAUCUACUUAUGCUAGGCAGUGGUGAGAAGAGGCUUGCCGCCUGUGUGGUGCUGCUGCUCUUGGAGCUCUUCCUGGAAGGCGCCGAGGCAGUGCCCAACCAGGCCGAUAUCGACAACCAUCUGGAGUUGGGCAAAGAGUUCUUGGCCCGCGGACAUCUGUCGGAUGCACUGACGCACUACCAUGCGGCUGUCGAGGGCGAUGCCAACAAUUAUCUGACGCUGUUCAAGCGGGGCACAGUCUAUCUGGCCCUGGGCAAGACACGCUUUGCCAUUCAGGACUUCAGUCGCGUCCUCGAGUUGAAGCCCGACUUCACGGCGGCACGUGCCCAACGCGGUCUAGUGCACAUGAAGAGCGGCGAAUACGAGCAGGCGCUGACGGACUUUAGUGUGGUGCUCCGGGAGGAACCAAACAAUGCUCUGGUCAUUGAACAGUACUCGCGACUGGAGCCGGCCAACGAGCAGUGGCAUAAUGUGCAGCAUCAUGUUUCCCAUGGCGACUAUCACAAUGCCAUUAAUUUGAUCACACAGCUUUUGGAGCUGUCGCCUUGGUCGGUGCCGUUCCGGCAGACACGCUCCGAUCUCUACAUCAAGGUAAACGAUGCUAUCGCAGCCAUUUCCGACCUCAGGCAGGUGAACCGCCUGACCCAGGACAGCACGGAGGGGCACUACAACAUUGCCAAGCUGCUGUACACGAUUGGACAUGCCCCCAAUGCCUUGAAGGAGAUACGCGAGUGCCUGAAAUUCGAUCCAGAGCACAAGCUGUGUUUCCCCUUCUACAAGAAGCUGCGAAAGGUGGAGAAGCAGCUGACGAAUGCCGAGGAGGCCAAGGAGGAGAAACAGUUCUCCGACUGCAUAGCCGCUGGCGAGGCGGUGCUCAAGCACGAGCCCGAGGAGACCAUGAUACGCUACGAGGCGCACAAGAUUCUCUGCAAUUGCUACACUGGCGACGAGGAGUUUGGCAAGGCGCUGACACAGUGCAAGGAAGCGCUGGAUAUCAUGAAGGACGCCCAAGUGUACUGUGAUCGUGCCGAGGCUCUGAUCGGCACCGAAAUGUAUGAUGAUGCCAUACACUCGUUCCAGGCAGCCCUCGAGCUGGACGAGAACAGCCAGCGGGCCAAGGAGGGUAUACAGAAGGCCAAGAAGCUGCAGAAGCAGGCCGAGCGCAGGGACUACUAUAAGAUACUGGGCGUAAAGCGCACGGCCAACAAGCAAGAGAUUGUCAAGGCGUACCGCAAGGCGGCCCAGAAAUGGCAUCCGGACAACUUCAGGGACGAGGAGAAGAAGGUGGCCGAAAAGAAGUUCAUUGAUAUCGCAGCGGCCAAGGAGGUACUUACAGAUCCCGAGAAGCGGCGCCAGUUUGACGAAGGCGAGGAUCCCCUGGACCCUGAGGCGAACCAGCGCGGUGGUGGCCAGCAUCCGUUUGCCCACUUCCAGCACGGAUCGCCCUUCCAGUUCAAGUUCCACUUCAAUUAGUCAGCCAGCGCCAGCGCCACUUAGCAGCCAGCCAUUUGUGUCAUUUGUUAAGAGUGAUUCGUUUCUUUGUGAUGUCCUUGCAUCGCCGGCCCCCGCCCUCAAGCAGAUCCCUGUCCCAGAUCCUUACGAUUUUACACAAAACUUGUUUUCCACUCUUGAAUAGCGUGUAAAUAGUAGAAUAAAGAUCCCUAUCCCCUUGUUCCGAUAAAACUCUUAAAACUGAAAGCAGAAACACACACAACAAAAUGCAAAACACUGAACCUUUACAUUUAAUUAGUUUAUUUAAUACAAAUAAUUAUAAUGUAGUACAUUUUUCUAAUUAUGUAUAAAGCGGAAAUCAUAAGCAAAACAAGAAAUAAAAGACUUGGCGAUUGAACUCUA